AUGUCAAACGACGACGGCGGGCCGAAGUCGUACAAAGUGCGGCCUGCACGAGCGGACGAUAACAGCGCAGGCCGCUGCCAGAAUGUUCACGCCGGUAAAGGUGAUGACGCAGGCGAGGUUCCGCUACUCAGUCAAGCUUACUGUGCCGCCGAGAAAUCACUUCGUUGUCUUGUUGUAUUCAGCCCGGCCCCCCGGCGCCCUAUUCGAGGCACAAUGCCGGACGCCGCGAUUGGGCUCGGCCACGUAUGGAGGAAAGCCGGAUUCUUUUUUAAGACGGCUUUUGAGGAAUACGAGUAA
Molecule: messenger RNA, 297 nt
Organism: Pyricularia grisea
Lineage: Eukaryota; Fungi; Ascomycota; Sordariomycetes; Magnaporthales; Pyriculariaceae
Exons: 1
Coding region: 1-297 (98 amino acids)
Source: RefSeq, a predicted model, not a curated record